Messenger RNA from Durusdinium trenchii, 1332 nucleotides. NCBI's taxonomy places the organism in Eukaryota, Dinophyceae, Suessiales, Symbiodiniaceae. The record is from the annotation of a GenBank genome assembly.
AUGUUCCUUGUCCUGGGUUUCCUGUUGGCCCUUUUCGGCAGCGGAAGAGCGCUACAAGAGGAGAAAGAGAAGUGGUGGGAUGCAGGCCAGACACAGAUGAAUGUCUGGGAUCACUCUUGGUUGACACCAAGGCUGGUGUGUGGAUUUCGAUUUAUGAGGGUCCCUUUAUCCUCGGGCCUGGAAGGAAAGAUAUUCAUACCUAUCCCUGGAAUAGAUGAGCUGAGUGCAAACUCCAGUGGUGCUGAGAAGACAGAGUCUUCCAGCAGAGACCUUCCAGCAGAUCAGCACCUGUCGUGGGUCUUUGAUGGCACCAGAUUUCAGGAUCGAGCGUCCGAGUUUUACCAAGAAAGGAACCUGCCACCACCCAUGGAGGAUGUUUGGCUUCUUGUGUUGAUUGCGGCAGUUCCCACCACUGUGAAGAACAAUGUCAUGUCCGGUGGUGACAUGAUGGAAUUGCAGUGCUCUGCCAUGGUCUUGCUAUCCAGCUACUUUUUUGCAGAAUACAUGAUAAUGCUGGUGCCACCUGCAGUCCUUCUUAAGUAUUUCCAGCACACCUGGGAGGUGCACAGUCGAGUAGGACAUGUUGAAUCAGCUGAUGAAAUGGUGGGCCACUUCAACUCCUUUGAGCCUUUGGGUCUUGCCAUGGAACGUUUUCAAGAAGCUUUGCAAGCCCGGAGCAAGGUCUUUCAUUGUGACCCGCUCCAGGGCCUGCAGGGUAGGUCAGGCAUAUCUUGCCCACCUCAAAGCCCUGCCUUUGGAGGUUCCCCGGUGCUUCGACCGCUGGUUGAUGUCCUCAUCAUCAGAUGUAGGGAAGACCUUGGCUGGGUGCUUCGUUGGCUGUCUCGAGUCUUGCGAGAUGAAUGGACUCCCGAAGUCGCAGGAGUUACUGUACGGCUGGUCAUCUAUGAGAAGUGCGACCCUCUUGACAAUGAGGUGAAACCAGUCGCUCUUGACGGGCAGCAACUCCUGGCACAACUACUACACAUUGGAGCAAUCCACCCAGGAAGCACAAUCAUUGCUCUCAAGGAGCCAGAAGGCUUUGAACAUGUGGCCUACGUGCACUACUGCAUGUCAAAGAACUGGAGAGAUUCUGACUUUGUCAUAUUCCUCCAUGGUUUUCCUUUCGACCACACCAAUGAGGGGAUGCUCGAUGAUGUUCUCAGGUCCAUGGUGCAGGGAACUUAUGGAGUACCAUUUGUACACUUGAACAUCAAUCGGUUGCCACGGAUUGCGGUGGAGCCCUGCUUGCAAGUCCUCAUUAGGCCCGCACUGGAAGCCUGGCAGGUGUCAGAGCCAACUGCGGUUUCUGAGCUCCCGCUUAGGCCCAAGUAG